This is a messenger RNA of Schistosoma intercalatum, 983 nucleotides long. Lineage: Eukaryota; Metazoa; Platyhelminthes; Trematoda; Strigeidida; Schistosomatidae. The record is from the annotation of a GenBank genome assembly.
AUGGAAUAUCUUGAACAAUUUACAGUGAUUGAUAAAAAUAGAGAUGGAAUCAUUUCAAGAAGGGAUUUAUUUAAAUAUGCAUUAAGUAUUGGUGAAGAUUUGUCGAUGGUUGAUAGAUGGUUAAGACUUUUCGAUACAAAUGAUAAAGGCAUAAUCACAAUUGAAGAUGUCAGUCGUACUCUGGGUGUACCACCUCCGAAAUUUUAUGAUGAAAGAUAUAAUCGACGACUUAAUGGAAAAUUUGAAUCAUCCAGUGAUGUUUUUCAUCAAGCUGCAGCAAAAUUUCGUUCAACUGAAGAUAUUACACGUUAUUCACAAUCAUCAUUAACAUCUACAGAAAAUUUAUCAAUGUAUAAACGUAGUUAUUCUAGUGAUAAUGUACCAUCAGAUUAUCAUAGAUCAAAAGUUGAUAAUUCAUGGCAACUAAAUGAUGAACCAUUACUUAUAGAAUAUUCAUAUGAAAAAAUUAAAGAGAAAUUAAAUCAAUUAAUUGAAAUAGCUAUUAAAAAACAAAUUGAUAUUCAAACAAUACCACAAUUUAUAGCAAUAGCAUUAGAAAAAGAAUAUGGUCGUAAUUGGCAUGUAAUUGUUGGUCCAUAUAAAGCUGGUUGUGCUGUAACACAUUUAAUUGGACGAUUCUCUAAUGCUCAAUAUGCAUCAUAUCAUGUGAUUGCAUUUCAAACAUUGGACUUGUAAAGUGUUCACCUUCUUUCUUUCUUUCUUUCUUUCAUUUGUUAUUGUUACUACCUUUUAUAACUUACAAUUUACUUGUUCAUUAUAUUUUAUUGGUAAUAUAGAACUUGUGUACCUACCACUAGUAUGCUUUCUUUAUUAUUUAUAUUGCAAUAUGACAAAUUAGCUAAUGUUAUGUAUGGAUUAUAUAUUCUUUCGAAUAACACUAAACUUUGAAUGCUAGCAUAGAGAACUAUGGAAAACUGUUGUACAAGUGUUGAAAUAAAUAAUGAAAAAAAAAAUGAUAAAGG